GGAGGAGGAGGAGUCUGUUUGUUGACAUCGGACGAAAACCGAAAUCAGAUGAGUGAAGACUGGUGAUAAUACUGAAUUUCUCGCCGUCAUCGAGACACGCAGCCUCGGCUGAAGCUCAGGCCUCCAAGGUCCCCUGCUCUGCCCUGUCUGUGAUCUGAGCCAGAGAAGAAGAGGCAAACAUGGCAGCCAAAGCAGGAGACAACCCCGACAGCCUCAUGACUCUGGCGACAGCGUUCUGCCUGAGGAACCUCAGAAAGACGAUGUGCUACCAGGGCUCCAGGAACAAACUCUGCCUGCGCUCGGACAUCUUCCUCCCCAGUGAGAUCUGCGACAAGCUCGUCAACACAUAUAUGGAGUUGGUCCACACAGACAGCAACUUUAAAUCAGAGGAGAGUUUCUUCCAGCUGUUCUCAGACCCUCGCAGCACCAGACUGACCCGGGUCCAGCUCAGAGAGAACUCAGUACAUGACAGAGAUCUGGAGGCCAUCAGAAAACAGGACCUGAUUGAGCUCCACCUCACGUACUGCAACAGUCUGUCAUCCUGCAGUUUAAAAACUCUGACGUGCUUCAGGGAGACGUUGGUUUCUCUUUGUCUGUUCGGCUGCAGUCACAUCUUCUACAGGAAGGGCGGCGCCCCACUCGCCUGUAACGAGGACACAGACGAGGAGGAGGACAGGACCCCGGCUUCUCGACAAGCUUUAGAGACAGACUUUAACUUCCAGGGGUUCAACCGCCUCAGGUUGCUCAACUUAGGUGGUCUGUCGGAAGAGGUGGAUGCAGAGACCCUCCUCAAACCCCUGAAGUCCCUCACCUCUCUAGAUCUUUCCAAUGUUCAGCUGCCGGGGACGGCUUUUCUCACACAGUGGAAAGACAGACUGGCAUCUCUUGUUCUCUACAAUGUGGACCUGUCAGAGGAGCUGGUCAGCACGGUGGUGGAGAUCAAUAAUCUCAGGCAUCUCGACAUCUCGCGGGAGAGCCGGCGGAGCUCAAAGUUCAAGAUGACAAGAAAAAUCCUCACUGCCAUCGUGCAGCGGCUGGUCAACUUGGUGUCUCUGGACAUCUCAGGCCACAUCAUGCUCGACAACUGCACGGUGCCGCACUUUGAGGAAGCUAUGGGUCGGCCCAGCAUCGAGCCGUGUAAGAGCAGCAUCUAUCCCUUCCAGGAGCUGAAGAGGCCGCUGCAGUUUCUGGGUUUAUAUGACACCACCCUCUGUAAUGUGACACACAUACCUGCUUAUAAGGUGACUGGAUCAAAAAACGAGGACCAAGUCCUGAACGCGAUCGAGACGUACACAGAGUUUCGUCCUGAGCUCGCCCACAGAGCCAUCAAUCAGCUGUUUGACAUCGCCAGGAUACAACACUGCAGCCAGCUGCUCCGAGCUCUGCAGCUGGUCAUCGCAGCUCUGAAGUGUCAUAAAUACGAUAAGAGCAUCCAGGUGACGGGCAGCGCCGCUCUGUUCUACCUGACCAACACAGAGUACCGCAGCGAUCAGAGCGUGCGGCUGCGCAGGGAGGUGAUUCAGGUGGUGCUCAACGGGAUGGAGGAGUAUCAGGAGGUCACUGUCCAGAGGAACUGCUGCCUGACUCUGUGUAACUUUAGCAUCCCAGAGGAGCUGGAGUUUCAGUACAGUCGAGUGAACCAGCUGCUGCUGAAGAUCCUGGAGCCGGCCCGACAGGAUGAGUCCAUCCAGAGGAUCGCCGUGCACCUCUGCAAUGCUCUGGUCUGCCAGGUGGACAACCAUCACAAGGAGGCCGUGGGGAAGAUGGGAUUCGUCAAGACGAUGUUGAAUUUAAUUCAGAAGAAGCUGCAGGACAGAAUGUGUGAUCAGGUGAUGGAGUUCUCAUGGAGCGCUCUGUGGAACAUCACAGACGAGACGCCCGACAACUGUCAGAUGUUCCUCAACUGUCGGGGCAUGAACCUCUUCCUGGAUUGUCUACAGGAGUUUCCCGACAAGCAGGAGCUGCAUCGCAACAUGCUGGGGCUUCUGGGGAAUGUCGCCGAGGUCAAAGCACUGAGGCCACAGCUGCUCACCCCACAGUUCAUCACAGUGUUCAGUAACCUGCUGGACAGUAAGGCAGACGGCAUCGAGGUGUCGUACAACGCGUGCGGCGUUCUCUCGCACAUCAUGUUUGACGGGCCUGAUGUCUGGUCGAUGGAAGAGCCAAAAAGAGACGCGGUGAUGGACAAGAUGUGGGACGCCAUCCAGAGCUGGGACGUCAGCUCACGACGCAACAUCAACUACAGGUCAUUUGAGCCGAUCCUGCGGCUGCUACCUCAGGGCAUCGCGCCUGUCAGUCAGCACUGGGCCACAUGGGCUCUGUUCAACCUGGUGUCAGUUUACCCGAGUAAGUAUUGUCCCCUGCUCAUAAAGGAAGGAGGAAUCAGUCUUCUGGAGAAAGUUCUGGAGCUUGAGAGCUCACAUCCAGAGACCAAAGACAUGGCCAGCAAAGUUAUGGAGCAGUGUGAAAACUUCAAAGACGACCCGAUGGAAACAAAUCCCGGACAGGACGUGAACUACGGACAGAGAGGCUGACCGCACAAAGGAGCCACGAUUCCCAGCAAACAUCAAGCAAAGCAAGCUAAGGCCCCUCCCACUGUCAUCACCACAAGAUGGGUCACUCGUGUGCGUUAUUCUUACUCCCAUCAUUCUUUUAUUUAGAGCAGAGACGUGUUUCUGACCCUCUUCACAAAAACUUAAUAUAUGACACAUAGGACUUAAGAUGUGGUGCAUGGUGUUUUGUUGUUGGGGGGGG
Molecule: messenger RNA, 2754 nt
Organism: Labrus bergylta (ballan wrasse)
Lineage: Eukaryota; Metazoa; Chordata; Actinopteri; Labriformes; Labridae
Gene: zer1
Product: zyg-11 related, cell cycle regulator
Cellular component (GO): Cul2-RING ubiquitin ligase complex
Molecular function (GO): protein binding
Source: RefSeq, a predicted model, not a curated record